AUGCAGUGGAGUCUGAUUCUGCUCUUCCUGAUGGCUCAGUGUUGUUUCAUGGACUGUCAGCUCUAUGAGUUUCACUACAUUAAUGAGAAUAAGACCUGGACUGAAGCUCAGCAGUACUGCAGAGAGAAACACACUGACCUGGUCACAGUGACUAACAUGAAGGACAUGAAGAGACUCAUCAACAUCUCAGCUGAAGAUCAGAGUGAAGCUUGGAUUGGUCUGAUCAAUAAACCAGAAUUUAACAGAACAUGGUUCUGGUCUCUGCCUGGAGUGGAGUUUGAUGAAAAAACUAAUACAACCCAUAAAUAUCACUUUAUUGAAGAGAGGAAGUCCUGGCAGAAAGCUCAGAGUUACUGUAGAGAGAAACACACAGACCUGAUCAGUGGAACGAAGCAGGUACUGGAUGGAGAAGUGGAGAAAUUGAUGGAUCAACCAUACAUUGGUCUGUUCAGAGACACCUGGAGGUGGUCAGAUGGAAGCAGUUUCUCUUUCAGACACUGGAAUCUACAGUGUAAUGAUGAGCAAUACAUCAGUGAUCAAUGUGCCAUGACUAAGUUUGAUGGUGAAGGCAGAUGGACGAAUAUGAGUUGUGAUAAUGAAAAACCCUUCAUCUGUUAUGAUGAUAAUGUGAUCCUGAUUAAAGAAAAUAAAACCUGGGAGGACGCCUUGUACUACUGCAGAGAUCACCACCAUGACCUGGUCACCAUCACCAACAUGGAUGAUCAGAGAUGGAUCCAGGAGAAAGUCAAGGAGGCAUCGACUGAUUACGUUUGGAUGGGACUGAGCUACGCCUGCACUCUGGAUUUGUGGUUCUGGGUCAGUGAUGAGGUGGUCAGAUAUAAGACCUGGGCCUCAAAUCCACCGAUGGACGACUGUGACAUGUCUGGAGCCAUGGAGACGGGAGGAGAACAUCAGUGGUUCAAAAGAAAUGAUGCUGAAAAGUUUAAUUUCAUCUGUUCUAAGAAAUAA
Poecilia reticulata (guppy) is the source of this 969-nucleotide messenger RNA. Lineage: Eukaryota; Metazoa; Chordata; Actinopteri; Cyprinodontiformes; Poeciliidae. The record is from RefSeq and is a predicted model, not a curated record.